Molecule: messenger RNA, 2125 nt
Organism: Dioscorea cayenensis subsp. rotundata (Guinea yam)
Lineage: Eukaryota; Viridiplantae; Streptophyta; Magnoliopsida; Dioscoreales; Dioscoreaceae
Product: pentatricopeptide repeat-containing protein At1g07590, mitochondrial
Exons: 2
Coding region: 413-1930 (505 amino acids)
Cellular component (GO): mitochondrion
Molecular function (GO): protein binding
Source: RefSeq, a predicted model, not a curated record
UCUUUUCCCCAAAUUUCAGAGGGACAGAGGCUAGCAAUGAAAACGCUGAGAACCAAACUUAUGAUCUCCGGAGCUCGAUGGGAAAUGCGGCGUUGGCAAGAUCUUUCGUCUUUCUCCAUCUUAAUCUCUCUCUGUUAAUCUCUGUUCUCCUCCCUAAUUUUCUACUAAUUUUUUAUUGAUUUUUGAAGGAAAAAGGUAUGAUCUUUCAUCCGAAUACGAACCAAUCCUGUGUCACCUCCCAAAUUUUGGAUUUCUUUUGUUUGUUUUCAAAAUCAUAUAUUGCGAUAGUUUGUGCUUGUUUUUGUUCUUAUCUUGCUGCAAAAUCUCAUCUUUUUCUUCAAAGAGGAUUUAAGUUGAGAGUUUUGCAUCAGAGGGUUUGAGAAUUGAGAUUGAUGAGCAUGACAAUAGAGAAAUGGCAGCCUUGGUUUGGCACAAAACAAGGCCUUUUCUCUCUUUGCAUUUGAUUCUCAGGGCUUCAGUCCGGUUUAAUUGUUCUUCUUCGGAGGGAUGCGUUCAAUCUGAGUCCUUAUCAUGGAGAGUAGAAAGGUUACCAAAGGGGGAGUCAGUUGUCUCUGCUUUCCAGAGUUGGAUGGGUGAGGGAUUUGCUAUUCAUAGGGGUGAUAUAUUCCACACCAUUAACCGGCUCAGAAAGCUCAAGAUGAACAAGCGAGCUCUUGAGGUUAUGGAGUGGGUGAUUAGAGAGCGACCUUACAAGUUACGAGAACUUGACUACUCUUACCUUCUUGAGUUCACGACUAAACUCCAUGGAGUUUCACAAGGUGAAAGCCUCUUUCUUCGAAUCCCGCAUGCAUAUCAGAAUGAAUUGCUCUACAAUAACCUUGUCAUGGCUUGUCUUGACAAGGGUUUGGUCCGGCAUUCACUUGCUUACAUGAGAAAGAUGAGGGAGUUGGGGUUUCCCAUCUCCCCAUACGUGUACAACCGCUUGAUAAUUCUCCACUCACCUUCCGGUCAUCAGAAAACCAUACCAAAAAUUCUCCGUCAAAUGAAGGCUGAUGGCGUCACCCCGCACACAUCCACUUACAACAUUCUUUUGAAGAUAAGAUCCGAUGAGCAUGACAUUGAGGGGCUUUCUAAAGUGUUCAAUGAGAUGAAAAAAUCGAAUGUUGAGCCCAAUGAAAUCACGUAUGGAACCUUGGCAAUCGCGCAUGCUGUUGCUAGAUUGUACACAGUUGCGGAGACUUAUGUUGAUGCUAUUGAAAAGUCAAAAACCGGACAUAACUGGUCAACGUUAGAUGUAUUACUUCUCUUGUAUGGAUACUUGGGGAAAGAAAAAGAGCUGGAAAGGACUUGGAAGCUUGUUGGUGAACUUCCUCAUGUGAAAUCUCAAAGUUUUCUGCUGGUGAUCGAAGCUUUCGGGAGGAUGGGACUGGUGGACAGGGCAGAAGAAGUUUGGUCAGAAAUGAAAUCAAAGAGAGGUUUAAAAUUGACAAAGCAGUUCAAUUCCAUGAUGGCUGUCUAUUGUCGCAAUGGACUUAUUACAAAAGCGACCGAUUUAUUCAAAGAAAUGAUGGUGACCGAAUGCAAGCCAAAUGCAAUCACGUAUCGCCACCUUGCUUUGGGCUGCCUGAAAGCGGGUCUGGUGAAGGAAGCAUUGAAGACUAUGCGCAUCGGGAACGAUCAGACUUUAAGUUUUCAGGUAAGGAAAUCUGUGCCGUGGCUCGAGACGACAUACAUGCUAUUAGUAGGUUUUGCAGACAUAGGUGACAUUGAGAAUGCAAGGAAUUUGCUCGAGGAAUUCAAGAGAUUGAAAUAUAGCAAGUAUACUUUUGUUUUCAAUACUCUACUGAGGACUUAUGUGAAGGCGGAAGUUUAUGAUCCGAAUUUGUUGAGGGAGAUGAUUCUUGCUGGUGCGAGGCCUGAUGCCGAGACAUACAGUCUUGUGAGACUCAUAGAGCAGUUUAAAGACUGAAGAGUUUUCUUUCACCCAUGAAUCUAUAAUGAAAUACUAGUCAAAAUUCAUGGUAUAGUCUGUCAAAUCCGAAUUGAAGAAUAAGGUAUUUUAGAAGAGGCAACUAUAUUGAGCAAAAGAAAGAUCGGUUUUGAAAUUAACCGAUGUUUAGGCUGUCUACUGAAAAGUUCCUGCAUAAGCAAUAUUUGUCAAAAA